AUGGACCAGAAGAAGAUUGAGGCGGUCACAUCAUGGCCUCAACCCAAGACGGUCAAACAGGUCCAGGCUUUUCUAGGGUUUGUCAAUUACCUCAGACGUUUCAUCCCAAAUUUCAGCACGGUUGCAUGCCCUCUCCACAACCUCACCAGAAAGGAGACCCCCUGGUCAUGGGGUAAAACAGAAGAGGAUGCAUUCCAGGAAUUGAAGACUCUUGUCACCAAAUCCCCGGUUCUCAUUCAUUCCAACCCAGAACUACCCUACUACCUAGAGACAGACGCAUCAGGGGUAGCCAUGGGAGCCAUAUUGAGUCAACAAGGAGAGGACAACUGGCUUCAUCCAAUUGCAUACAUGUUGAAGUCCUUCUCUGGUGCUGAGGCUAACUAUGAUACGCAUGACAAGGAACUCCUAGCCAUCAUCAAGGCCCUGGAGGAAUGGCGUAUCUUCCUAGAAGCAACGGAUAGACCCAUACAGGUGUUCACGGAUCAUCAAAACUUGGAAUAUUGGAUGCAGGCCAGAACAUUCAAUUGCAGGCAUGCCCAAUGGCGCAUAUUCUUGAGCAAUUUCAACUUUGAGAUCCACUAUUGCCCAGGAAAGCAAUUGGGAAAGCCAGAUGCACUAUCCAGAAGGGCAGAUUACGUAGACACGUUACCAGAACCAGAGGUCAUGUUACCAGCAGAAGUCUUUGCCAAUACCUCAGAGGAAGAAGUUGAAAUUGUCACAGAGAUUUGCUCCAAGCUCAGGGAAGAUCCAUUGCUAGAACCCAUCAUUCAAUUUCUCACAGAGGACACGGACAAUGCACCCCCCUCCAUUUGGAAAGCUUACAGGGACUAUGAUUGGGAAGAGGACCUCCUAUGGUAUCAAGGGAAGCUAGUUGUCCCAGACUCAGAGAUCCUGAAAGAACGUCUCCUGAAGGAAUUCCAUGACUCCCCACUGGCAGGCUGUCAUAAACAGAGGAAAAUAGAACUAGCCAGAAUUGAACCAGCUUGA
Molecule: messenger RNA, 987 nt
Organism: Rhizoctonia solani
Lineage: Eukaryota; Fungi; Basidiomycota; Agaricomycetes; Cantharellales; Ceratobasidiaceae
Product: Retrotransposable element Tf2 protein
Exons: 1
Coding region: 1-987 (328 amino acids)
Source: RefSeq, a predicted model, not a curated record